This is a messenger RNA of Trematomus bernacchii (emerald rockcod), 1038 nucleotides long. RefSeq names its product tRNA wybutosine-synthesizing protein 2 homolog. The record is from RefSeq and is a predicted model, not a curated record. NCBI's taxonomy places the organism in Eukaryota, Metazoa, Chordata, Actinopteri, Perciformes, Nototheniidae. The coding region runs from base 103 to 387 and encodes 94 amino acids. The transcript is spliced from 4 exons.
UUCGACUGUUAUUGUUGUAGGAAGCUCAUUUUCUUCGUAGGCUAAAUUAGCCUUUUUAUACCGUCAAACAUAAAUACGGUGGAUUUUUUUGUUUGCUUUUAAAUGGACGGUGGGCCUUGCCUUCGUGUGUCGCAGUGUCAUGUACAACAGUUCAGAAGAUGUUUACAGACCAGAGCAGCUCUUGAUUCAAAUAAUAAGACAGAAAGAACAAGUGGUAAUAAACUUGAGAAAAUCCUCCAAGAGCUGAUUGAAUCUCAUGGUGAAAGAUGGACGGAGGAGCUGAGGGCGGACCUCCCUCACAGUUUUCAGAGGCAUGGAGUCCUCCUCCUGCUGAAGGACAACUGCUUCUCUCUACCACUAUGGAAGAACAUGGAUCCAGUUGAGUGACAUUGCUGACAAAGUGAACCUGGGUCUCAUACCGAGCUCUGAGGACUGUUGCCUGUCGACUGCUGAAGAGAACAACUGGGGGCCUUUUGCACUGCAAUCAAUGAUGCAAUGAUGCACAGUGGACAACAAGCAUCCAUCACAUAGAACAUGUGAAGUCCUAUGCACCUCAUGUUCACCAUGUUGUGCUGGACUUGGCGUGCAGACCAUCCUGAGCUGAGGGGAUGAACACAGAAACUGAGUGGACACGACUGUAUUCAUCUUUACACAAACACUACACUAACUCCAGUCUCUACCCUAAGCCCCUGAACCCUCCCAGAUUGAAUUGACCUUGUUAGUACAUGAGUACUCGAGGCUGCAAAGCUUGAACUAAACAGAAAUGGGAACAAUUUGCUGCAGAAUAUCAUGUUACCAUAAUGCCACCAAAACAUGUAAAAUAGGCCUACAUUUGUGGAUUUUAGACUUUUUAUAUGACAUUUUUUACUUUAUUUAUGACAAAUGCACUGAUUUUAAUGUAUUAUUAGCUCUUGAUGUACAGAGGGGACAAAAGUUAAUUAUGAAAAAAAUAGUUUACUUGUUCUUUUUAAACAGAAUUAUGAAGCAAACAAAAAAAAUCAUUGAAGAAUAAACCAGUUUUGCUUGUGCUUAAAUUUC